GCUCACCCAUUCCCCGCAGGUUUUCCUUUGGGCCAAAUGAGAUUGAAGUCCAGUGGCUUAUGAAAUUAUACUUAACCAGGCACAAGAUGAUGGAGAUAUCAAACUUAGUGGUGGUAAAGCAGAACCUUGACUACCUAAACUCAGACCUUGAAAAUGACCUGCAGAGACUGGAUGAGACAAAUCAGAUGCUUCUUAGAAAAAUUCAAGAGAAGGAGGAAACGAUUGAAAGUCUGGAAAGAGAUAUUGCCCUGUCAGUAGGAAGAGUCAAAGAGAGGGAAGAGAUGGACCAGCUCCUGUCUGACAAGGAGGACACCCUGAGGGGUCUGGAACUAGAGACAGCCAAGCUGGAAAAAAAGAACAAGAUCCUAGCCAGGAAUUUGGGGGAGCUUCAGAAGAAGGUCUCAAAGAGAUUUAAGAAUGCUGUUCUUAGUAAAGGAACUCUGAAGCAGAGUUUGGUAGAACUGAAAGUACAACUACAAAAGUCAACUGAGUCCUGCACACAGCAACAGAAGGAGAUGGCUAAGAUAGAGAGUGACUACCAAUCUGUGUGUCAGCUCUGUGAGGACCAGGCCCAUUACAUAAAGAAAUAUCAGGAAAUUCUGAGGCAGAUGGAAAAGGAAAAGGAUGUACUACUGCUGGAGAAAGAAAUAUCCAAAGCCCAGAAUAACUCUUCCCAAAUAGUGAAGCCUGGGUCAAUUCUGGUGGAAACCAUCCAAAGUAACAUGGAAAGGACCAUCAUUAAGAAACAGAAGAGAAUCUUUUGGUACAGGCAUUUCCAGUGUCUUGUCUUCAUGGUCAUGAUCUUCGUCAGGCUGCUGGGCUAUGUGCUUUUUCACCUGCAGUACGUAAACCCAGACUUUCUCACAGAUGCCCUGCCCAUGGUGAUGAGCAGACACAGCCUGAAGCAGCUGAGGGACAUCUUAUUUCCCUUCCUCACUCUAGAGGUGGAAGAAGUCCUGCCACACUAG
Molecule: messenger RNA, 968 nt
Organism: Dipodomys ordii (Ord's kangaroo rat)
Lineage: Eukaryota; Metazoa; Chordata; Mammalia; Rodentia; Heteromyidae
Product: transmembrane and coiled-coil domain-containing protein 5B-like
Exons: 11
Coding region: 60-968 (302 amino acids)
Source: RefSeq, a predicted model, not a curated record